UCUCUAUCUUUCUAUUUUUGUCGUUCAUUGACUUGCCAAAACGCAGUUGUUAUCAAUUCCACACUCUUUGGAAAAGUCUCUCUCUCUCCUCCUUCCUCCACUUUUUCUCGCUCAUCUUCUUUGUCUUCUUCAUAAAAAUAUAUAAAAAAAAAAAUUCUUUUUCUACCAAAUUUCUCGUCAGAAAUUUUGCAGAGAAAAAUAUUGUGUUCGACGUACACAGAGUCAUAAAUUUUCUUUCUUCUCAACUUUCUCCAAACUCUUCAGCAUUCAGACAUUGAAUAAUGAUAUAGAUUGUGCUGUUUCUCAACUCUAGUUGAUCUGGGGUUGUUUUCUUCAAAGCUAAACAAUGGCUUCAACUUCACCAAUGAAAUGUCCACCACCUAUGAAAGCAACCUCAAAUGGAGUAUUCCAAGGAGACAAUCCAUUGGACUAUGCACUUCCUCUUGCCAUUGUACAAAUAUGCUUGGUGCUUGUACUCACUCGAGUCCUCGCGUACCUUCUUCGUCCUUUAAGACAACCUCGCGUCAUUGCUGAGAUUGUUGGAGGAGUUCUACUUGGUCCAUCUGCUCUUGGCCGAAACGAGAAGUAUUUGCAUGCAAUAUUCCCAUCAAGGAGUCUCACAGUGUUAGAUACCUUAGCCAACUUUGGCCUCCUCUUCUUUCUUUUCCUAGUUGGGCUCGAGUUAGAUCCAAGGUCUCUUCGUCGAACUGGAAAAAAAGCUCUUAGUAUUGCACUAGCUGGAAUCAGUGUCCCUUUUGCAUUAGGAAUUGGAACAUCCUUUGUUCUCAGAGGAACUAUUGCUAAAGGAGUUAGUCAAGGACCUUUUCUAGUUUUCAUGGGAGUAGCCCUUUCUAUUACAGCCUUCCCCGUCUUGGCUCGUAUCCUAGCUGAACUCAAGCUUUUAACGACAGAUGUUGGUCGAAUGGCAAUGUCUGCUGCAGCAGUUAACGAUGUGGCUGCUUGGAUUCUACUUGCUCUUGCUAUUGCCCUUUCUGGUACCGGUCAUUCGCCCCUUGUUUCUCUAUGGGUACUUUUGUGUGGGACUGGAUUUGUCCUGCUUUGCAUAUUCAUCGGUCCACCUAUAUUCAAAUGGAUGGCUAAACGUUGCUCUCAGGGCGAGCCAGUGAAUGAGUUAUAUAUCUGUGCUACAUUAGCAGCUGUGUUAGCUGCAGGAUUUGUUACUGAUACCAUUGGUAUUCAUGCUCUAUUUGGAGCGUUUGUGCUCGGAGUUCUUGUACCAAAAGAAGGGCCAUUUUCUGGUGCUCUAGUGGAAAAAGUCGAGGAUCUUGUGUCCGGUCUAUUCCUUCCACUUUACUUCGUCUCCAGUGGAUUAAAGACGAAUGUAGCUACUAUUCAAGGCGCACAAUCAUGGGGUCUUCUUGUUCUAGUCAUAUUUACAGCGUGUUUUGGGAAAAUUGUCGGUACUAUUGUGGUCUCACUCUUGUGUAAGAUGCCGGUUCAGGAGGCUGUUACGCUUGGUUUUUUGAUGAAUACUAAAGGUCUAGUAGAGCUCAUUGUCCUUAACAUUGGAAAAGAUAGAGGGGUAUUGAAUGAUCAAACAUUUGCAAUCAUGGUGUUGAUGGCGCUCUUCACAACAUUCAUCACAACACCUAUAGUUGUAUCAGUAUAUAAGCCAGCUAAACUGGCUAUAACCGAAUACAAGAACAGAACGAUUGAGAGGAAAGACACGAACAAACAACUCCGAAUCUUGACCUGUUUCCAUAGCUCAAAGAACAUUCCCACAAUGAUCAAUCUCAUCGAGGCUUCUCGUGGUACUGAGAAGAAAGAAGGACUCCGCGUCUAUGCAAUGCACCUUAUGGAGCUUUCUGAAAGAUCUUCAGCAAUUCUAAUGGUCCAUAAGGCUAGAAAAAAUGGACUUCCCUUUUGGAAAAAAGGAGAAGUUUCAGAUUCUAACCAAAUUGUUGUUGCUUUCGAGACUUUUGAGCAGCUCAGUAAGGUCUCUAUCCGGCCUACAACUGCAAUCUCUCCUAUGAAUAGCAUGCACGAGGACAUCAUCGCUAGUGCAGAGAGAAAAAGGGCCGCUAUGAUAAUUCUUCCGUUCCAUAAACAUCAACGAAUCGAUGGACAUUUGGAAACAACAAGAGCUGAUCUUAGACAUGUAAACCGUAGAGUUCUGCAGCACGCGCCUUGUUCAGUUGGUAUAUUAGUAGACCGAGGACUAGGUGGUGCAUCUCAUGUAUCCGCUAGCAACGUUGAUUUUAAAGUAACCAUCUUGUUCUUUGGAGGCUAUGAUGAUCGCGAAGCUCUUGCCUAUGGUACGCGUAUAGCAGAGCACCCUGGCAUUAACUUAGUCGUGGUUCGUUUUGUACUAGAUCCUGAGGUUGCUGGAAAAAGUGUUAAGUUAGAUAUGGACCAAACUUAUAGUCCUGAGGUACAUUCCAAGGAUGAAGAGUUACUUAUCGACUUAAAACACAAAAUUUCCAAGAAUGGUUCGAUCAAAUAUGAAGAGAAGACAGUAAAGGAUGUUGCAGGGACUAUAGAAUCGAUUCGUUCAUAUAGUCGAUGCAAUCUGUUUCUUGUUGGAAGAAUGUCUGAGGGUCAAGUAGUAGCAGCAUUGGAUAAAAAGAGUGAUUGUCCAGAAUUAGGACCAUUAGGUAACUUGUUAACUUGUCCAGAAUUUUCAAGUACAGCAUCAGUUUUGGUGGUGCAACAAUAUCGAAGCGAGUUAUCUCAAGAUUCAAUCAAUUCAUUGAAGGAUGGAGAGUUAACAGAAGGCAAUAACGAUUCAAACUAAAAAUACUGGAUAGGUUCUAGUCGUGCGGAGCCCUCCCAGGGUAGGGGUAAGAUUUGCGUACACACUACCCUCCCCAGACCCCACUUAUGGAACAUCACUGGGUUGUUGUUGUUGUUGUUGUUGUUGUUCUAGUCGCGCGGAUAGUAAGUGAGAACACUGUUGAUCCUCUUGACGGGAGGUCUGGUGCACGAAGCAUCCUGUGUUCACGCAGAGUUCGGGGAAAGGCCGCAACCUAAAGGGGUGUGAUGUAGGAAAAAGAAGUAUUCACAAGUUUGUACAGUGUAAUAGAUAACUAAGGAAUUUAUCAGAUGUGUUCAUUUCCCUUAUUUUA
Molecule: messenger RNA, 3086 nt
Organism: Nicotiana tabacum (common tobacco)
Lineage: Eukaryota; Viridiplantae; Streptophyta; Magnoliopsida; Solanales; Solanaceae
Product: cation/H(+) antiporter 18-like
Biological process (GO): proton transmembrane transport; regulation of pH
Cellular component (GO): membrane; endomembrane system
Molecular function (GO): antiporter activity
Source: RefSeq, a predicted model, not a curated record